CUUCGAUGCACACCACCCCCCUCCCAAAAGCCCCAAUGGAACGCUCCAACCGGCGUAGUCUGAUGACGAGUGUGACAAAGAAACCGAAUGGCCGCUCACUCGUAACUUGCAAAGAGAGACACCAUGUCCUCAUGGCGGCAGCUGGAGCUUCACCCGAGGAUCGUCAGCGCCCUCGAGAAAGCCGGCGUCCAAUCCGUCAGGGACGCGCUGUGCAUGUCUGGUCCCGACCUGCAGAGGCUCACCUCUCUCUCGGCCUCCGACGUCCGGCGGCUGCUGACGGCCGCCGCUCUGCUCUGCCGGGCCCAACGACCGCAACCAGUUCUGGCGGCGGACCAUUCCGGGCUCAGACUGAGCCUGGGCUGCCCCGUGUUGGACGGGCUGCUGAGAGGCGGCCUUCCCGUCGGGGGGGUCACCGAGCUGUCUGGAGAGAGCGGCGUCGGGAAGACCCAGCUGGCUCUGCAGCUCUGUCUCUCGGUCCAGUACCCGGCCCGUCACGGGGGGCUGGACUCGGGAGCCGUGUUUGUGUGCACGGAGGACGCUUUUCCCAGCCGACGUCUGCAGCAGCUGAUACGAGAACAACGGCGUCUUCGCGCCGAUGUGCCCUCGCACGUGACCGACGGCCUUCAGUUCGGUGACCGGGUUUACGUGGAGCACGCCGCCGAUCUGACGUCACUGCAGUCGUGCCUGAGGCGUCGCGUCGGGCUCCUGCUGGCUCGCCAUCUCGUCCGCUUUGUGGCCGUGGACUCGGUGGCGUCUCUCUUCAGGUCCGAGUUCGGCCUCUCCGAUUGGCUGGAGAAAAGCAAGCAGCUGCUGACGCUCUCGUCCACGCUGCACCACCUUUGCCACCAGUUUAAUUCCGCCGUCCUCUGCAUCAACCAGGUGACGGACAUCUUCGGCGACUCCGAAGAACACAUGGGGCCUCCUUCCUCGACUGUGCGGCCGGCGCUGGGCUUGGCGUGGGCCAAUCAGGUGACGGUUCGACUGAUGCUGCGGCGUCUUCAGGGGACGGCGAGCAGGGGCCAGGAGAACAGCGCCCUCCGCAGAUUGGAGGUCGUGUUUGCGCCUCACCUGCCCCGAGCCGGACGCGACGCCGCCGUGUGGAAGGAGGGCGUCCGAGGACUGGACGGCGCCGACGCGCCCCUCGGCUGACGUCGUUUGCUUCGCAAGAAACGGAGCCGGACACGCUGACGUCUUUCCGUUCGAUCGGCGAUGCAAAACAAAAGACUUGCGCUGGACUUUUACACUUGACUAGUUGUUGCUUAUUCUGCCCUCUCAGUUUGAGUGGUGACAAAAAACA
This is a messenger RNA of Hippocampus zosterae (dwarf seahorse), 1297 nucleotides long. RefSeq names its product X-ray repair complementing defective repair in Chinese hamster cells 3 (gene xrcc3). Gene Ontology annotation, biological process: t-circle formation; resolution of mitotic recombination intermediates; double-strand break repair via synthesis-dependent strand annealing. The coding region runs from base 124 to 1149 and encodes 341 amino acids. Gene Ontology annotation, cellular component: Rad51C-XRCC3 complex; replication fork. The transcript is spliced from 7 exons. Lineage: Eukaryota; Metazoa; Chordata; Actinopteri; Syngnathiformes; Syngnathidae. The record is from RefSeq and is a predicted model, not a curated record. Gene Ontology annotation, molecular function: ATP-dependent DNA damage sensor activity; ATP binding; four-way junction DNA binding.